AGUAUCGGUUUUCAUCCUAUAUCAAAGGAAGGAUGUAAUUACAUAAUUACGACCCGGGGUUUUAGAUUUUGAUUGUUUGUAUAUUUUCAUGUAUCUUGAUAUGGAGGGAUAAGUUAAAGGGGAAAUGCCUUGAUAUCAAUCAUUAGUCUAUGUAAAGUGUACACGUUUAGAAUCAAAGGUUGUAUACCUAGUAUCUACCUACUUCCUCGUAUACCCCGGGUACGGAAGUAAAUAGUGACCUAGCCAAUCAAUAAACGACUGGUGUGGAACCAAUCAUGCGUGCUUCAGAAAAAAACACAAUGAUUGGAUCAGUGAGUGAACUGUUAUUGAUGAAAUAACCACAAAUUUCUGAAAAAAUUGGAAAUAUAUAAAUACAGAAUGUUACCAAGGAGUCAGAGUUACAGAGGGAGGCAGGCACCAGAUCGACAAAGAGUUUUCCAGAUCACACAAUGGGCGAACCUAUCCUAGAAAGACGCGACCAGAGGGACAGUUGCUUUGUAGAACUUACGCAGGUUCCCUUAGGUAUUUAUGGAGAAAGAGUUACUAAGACGCCACUUUCACCAGUUUCUUCUCAUCAUCGGAAACAUUGGCGAAAACUACAGCAACAUCCGCUGGAAGAUCCAAAGGAAACAUCAACCAUUUGUUUUGACGUCAAACAGGAGCCAGUUAUAGCCUGCGCGCAACAAGUUCACGAGCGACUUCUACGUAACAAUGUCUCCUGCCAAGAUGCAGGCUACCUAUAUCCAGUUGAAGUUUCUGAGUCCAAUCUCCAUAGACAAGAUAGUCAGGAUGUCUUCCCGGAACAUCACCACUCCGCACCCUCGCCAAUCUACACAGACACACCCAAAGACCUUGUCCAAAAUGCAGAGAAUAUGAAAGUGAAGAAUGAGAAUGGAGAGGUGGUGGUGGAGCUGUAUGGGUACCUCUAUCCUAUAGACGUAUCUGGGACCAUAGACAUCAAUGGCGCACAGCUUACUGAGUACAAAAAUGUGGAUUAUACAUACCCAUGCUUACCUUCUCCCGAUAGUCCAUAUCAGUCAGACCACACGUGUACCAAGAGUGACAGUAUGUAUUCAGAAACAUACUCUCCCAAACGACCAAAAUCGACAGAAUCUGGACGAUCUAGGUAUAGACAGAAGCGAAUGCAGCGAGGGUGUCGGCUGUGGGAAUUCAUUCGGGACCUACUUCAGAACCCAUUGUACAAUCCCUCACACAUCAAAUGGAUCGACAAAUCGGUCGGGGAGUUUCGAUUAGUCAAAUCUAACCAGAUAGCUCGGAUGUGGGGAGCAAAGAAAAACAAUGAAUGCAUGACUUACGAGAAGCUGAGUAGAGCAAUGAGGUAUUAUUAUAAAAGAGAAAUUCUGUCUCCAGUGUUGGGAAAACGUUUAGUAUACAGAUUCGGGGCCAAAUCAUACGGGUGGUGAGUCAACCGCAGAGAGUUUGUAUAGGUAGCAGAGGAAACGUCAUCGUCAAAUGUCCAUACAGGACAAUAAAAAAACAAAACAAAAGGUCUUCUACAUUCUCACACGUAGGUGUCUGCUAGGACAGGACUAGAAAAAGAUCAGCAACAUCGCACAUCCGUAGCUCAACCAAGGAUACAGCAGCUGAGGUGAUGUUUACCUACAAAAGUAGAGAGAGGCGAUGAUCAAUGGAAACAUUUUCUUGACAAAUGAAGAAUGCGGAAUAUGUUACGUUUACCCUCUGUGAAAAUAUCAGCUUGUCCAGAAUCUGAGACUAAAUGUUAAAUACAUUCUUCAUUCGUUGAUAUUGUACUGGAAAAGAGAAAAACAUGGGAUCGGCCAACAAGUACUGACUUUUGGAAGUUCUUAUUGAUUGGUACAGCUCUGUAAUAAUGAGGCCAUAUUGACGAUGAUUUUUAUUUGUUUGUGCUCUGUAUUUCCAUUCAUAUAAAUAUGUCCAUUACAUUUUUAAUUUAUGAAUUAUAUAGCCAUGUAAAACACUAAGUGUUAAACUAGCCAAAUAAAACAAAAUGAUGUCUACAAAAGCA
Pecten maximus is the source of this 2008-nucleotide messenger RNA. RefSeq names its product ETS homologous factor-like. Gene Ontology annotation, molecular function: sequence-specific DNA binding; DNA-binding transcription factor activity, RNA polymerase II-specific. NCBI's taxonomy places the organism in Eukaryota, Metazoa, Mollusca, Bivalvia, Pectinida, Pectinidae. Gene Ontology annotation, biological process: cell differentiation; regulation of transcription by RNA polymerase II. The record is from RefSeq and is a predicted model, not a curated record. Bases 450 to 1424 code for a protein of 324 amino acids. Gene Ontology annotation, cellular component: nucleus. The transcript has 7 exons.